AUGACUGAUUCCAUACCAAAACAAACCCUUAUUAAAUCACGAUCGAGUGGAUCGUUAAGAGAUAGCGUUAUUGAAAGUACCGAUAUCUUUACGUCAACACACCUUGUUGACAGUGAUACAGAGAAAUUUAAGUACAAAGGUGGAAGGAGAGCUAUGCUGCCUUCCAUAAGUACAGUGAAUGCCGCUCAGGCCGUUUUUACUGAAAGUAAAGACACGAAGGUUAGUCAUUUCGAUACACACACGCAUGUCGCAACUAAUGACUUUCAUACGAUGAAGAAAAAUGCGGGUCAGCCAACUCAAAAUGACUCAGAAUUACAACCAUACCCAAACACAACUGUAGACACAGUGAAAAACGUGAACGACGAUGAUUUCGAUAUUUUCAUUCUACGCAACUUUACUCCGUUUACCGGAAAAGGUGACGUCGUUCAAUGGCUUGCAGAAACAGAAGAUAAAUUCACUCAGUUUCGUAUUGCACGAUGUCUUCGUUAUCAAUCCAUCUCACUAUUAGUUAAAGGAGAUGCAAAACGCUUAUAUCUAUCACAUCGUAAAACUAUUCACACUUUCGAUGAUUUCUAUGAAUUUAUGAUAGCUACAUUUCAAGCUAGUUCACAUUCUUUUUGUUCGGUCAGUUCAUGCCUAUCUGAUAAUACAUUACGUGUCACGAAAUGUGAUACUUGUCAAACACAAAUCAUUCCUAAGACUGAUACAACUCUUUCACACACGAACUCUUCAUGUCAGCCGGAUCAUCACACAGAUCCUAAUAGGCCCAAUGCUGUUCUUCACACCACCAUGGUACAUGGUGAGGUUUCAACUAUGGAUCAGAAUGCACUAUCACUCAACUCUUCUACUAGUCAAGUCGAUCCUGCUAUUAACGAACUUCGCAAAGCUAUAGUUAGCAAUCUAAUAAAAAAUCCAAAAACAUUCAAAGGAGAAAAGGAUGACGUUAAAAAAUGGUUGGAAGAUAUUGAACAUCUUUUUGAUAUCGCACAUCUUCCUAAUUCUACUCGACUCGAUCUAGUGUCAUAUUCUUUGCGUGCUGAUGCUUUCGAAUGGUAUAAAAUCAAUCGUUCUUCCUUUACAUCGUGGGAGAUUUUCGUAACUAGCCUCAGAAAAGCUUUCACGUCAAAUUUUCACGAAGAAUUAGCAUUUAAAAAAUUGGAAGCAUAUUCUCAGGGAGAAAAUCAGUCUAUUCGUACCUUUUUCAAUGACGUUUUGAAAUUAUGUAAAGAAGCCGAUCCAACUAUGACUGAUGCAACUAAAUUGAAAAAUCUCUUGAAUAAAACGAAACCUAGUAUUCAAUAUGAAGUUCGCAAGAAAAAGCCGACCACCACUCUUGAGUUUCUGGAAUUUGCCAAAGAGGCCGAAGAACUCAUGCAGCUUUCAAACAUGACCUUUUCUGAGUCCAACUAUCCGAAUAAUGUGUCAUACAUGCGUUCUUCACCUUCAUCAGUGCGUCCCACCUUUUCUCAUUCGUCUUCUUAUUAUCCUUCACAGCCUUCUCGAGCUUUCAAUCCGAAUCCUCGCUUUGCUAAUAAUCGAAACAUACCUUCAUCUUCACAAGAUUCAUCUUUCUCACGAAACUAUGCGCCACAGAAUGUCUCUAGAACGAGUUACAAUUCUACACUAUCAUCACAGAAUAAGAAUUCCACUACGGCUUCUAAUCAGACUUAUACUCGUCCAAACGUUCCUUUAGCGAAUUCACCUCGUCUGAAUUCGACUACUUCAUUUCCACCAUCAACCCACACUGCUAAUACUAUUCAUACAGCUUCAUCCCCAGAUGAUGCUGAAACUGAGACCGAGUCCCUUCCUUCUAUCCUUUGUAGUCAAUGCAAUCAACUCGGUCAUGAUGCUUCGACAUGUCAACAUUUCUAA
Molecule: messenger RNA, 1872 nt
Organism: Adineta ricciae
Lineage: Eukaryota; Metazoa; Rotifera; Eurotatoria; Adinetida; Adinetidae
Source: the annotation of a GenBank genome assembly